AUGCUAAAAACAGAUGAUGGCGUUGAACUUUACAAGGACGACGAAAAGGCUGAGCAUCUGUCCAGGUUCUUUCAGUCGGUCUUUACGAGAGAAGUCGCUGUACCCACUGAUCACUGUAAUGUGGACAAUUUCCCGACAAUUGACUCAGUGGUUCUCACAAAACCUAUUGUUCAACAGGAAUUACUGAAGCUAAAAGAAGGGACUUCGCCCGGUCCUGACGAAAUACCGGCAAAGCUGUUGAAGGAAUUAGCCACAGAAUUGGCAGAACCUCUGAGCGUCCUCUUCCAAGCCUCUCUUGAUGCAGGCAGACUGCCUCCUGAGUGGAAGACUGCGUGGAUUUCACCGAUUCAUAAAAAUGGCAGUCGCGUUUCCGCAAACAACUACCGACCAGUAAGCCUCACCUCCAUAUGCUGCAAACUUAUGGAGCGAAUAAUCAAACGCGAACUGAUGCGGUUUUUAGAGCAAAAUCAUCUUCUGUGCGAUGCACAGCACGGUUUCCGCAGAGGGAGGUCCUGCUUAACCAAUCUACUCUACUGUCUUGAACAGUGGACCCGAGCGAUUGAUGAAGGAAACGUUGUGCAUGUGGCCUACAUAGACUUCAAGAAGGCCUUUGACAGCGUGCCACACCAACGUCUCCUACACAAGCUCAGCCGCAUAGGGGUAAGAGGCAAGCUUUUGAAGUGGAUUGAAAACUUUUUGGUCGGUCGGUCCCAGACUGUUCGUCUUGGUGGCCAGCACUCGGCAGAGGUGACGGUUACGAGCGGAGUACCUCAGGGCUCGGUUCUUGGCCCUAUCCUCUUCCUCAUCUAUAUUGAUGACUGUAUCCAUGGAUUGGACUGCAAGAUUGCCAUGUUUGCUGACGAUAUAAAGCUUUGGACCGUCAUCCGCAACGAGGACGAUGAAGUAAAUUUACAGGCAAACUUAGACCGACUCGAAAAAUGGUCAGGCCACUGGCUCCUCCCAUUUAAUGUUACCAAAUGCAACAUUCUGAGGAUUGGCAGAACCAGCUCUGCGCACCGGCAGACGUAUUAUCUAAAUCACACACCGCUGCCACUGGUGGAGGUUCAGAAAGACCUAGGGGUGUGGAUAACAUCUUCACUAAAGCCAUCAUUCCACUGCUUGAAAGCAGCGAAAUCCGCAAUGUCCAGCUUAUAUCUCAUUAAGCGGGCAUUUGCCAAGUUCGAUGAAGAGUGCUUCCGCAAGGUCUUCGGUAUGUUUGUGCGCACACAGUUAGAAUUUGCCAUACAGGCCUGGAGACCCUGGACUGUUAAGGAUCGUACCACCCUCGAAAAAGUCCAACGACGGGCAACCAAGCUUGUCAGAGGUCAUAAAAACCUACCUUACGAAACCAGACUUUCAAAUCUUAACCUCUUUCCCCUGGACUACAGACAACUCCGUGGCGACUUAAUUCAAACGUUUAGAAUGUUACGGGGUCAGGACUGCUGCCUCGCAUCCGGCGACUUCUUUGAGCUGGUCACCACUACUAGCUUGAGAGGACACCCUCUGAAACUACGUGUGACAGGAGCGAGACUGGACGCAAGGAGGUCCUUCUUCAGCCACAGAGUGGUAAAGGCAUGGAACGCCCUACCUGUGGAUGUCGUCAUGUCCUCAUCCGUGGACUCAUUUAAGAGAAAGCUUGACCAGUACAGGGAUAUGUACCUCCACAGCAUCAGAAACUAA
Molecule: messenger RNA, 1680 nt
Organism: Spirometra erinaceieuropaei
Lineage: Eukaryota; Metazoa; Platyhelminthes; Cestoda; Diphyllobothriidea; Diphyllobothriidae
Source: the annotation of a GenBank genome assembly